Molecule: messenger RNA, 1634 nt
Organism: Aphanomyces astaci
Lineage: Eukaryota; Oomycota; Saprolegniomycetes; Saprolegniales; Verrucalvaceae
Exons: 9
Coding region: 90-1397 (435 amino acids)
Biological process (GO): magnesium ion transport
Cellular component (GO): membrane
Molecular function (GO): magnesium ion transmembrane transporter activity
Source: RefSeq, a predicted model, not a curated record
UUCGAAUUGAGUGAUCUUCAUCCGGACGAGCGACAACGGCGGUCUUUGCCGCGCAACCUUGCUCCAUCCACGGCACAUUUCUAUCGCGCAUGGACAAUGGGCCGACGGUUGUCGGUGGUGGUGCUGCCACCCAUGACAACAACAACGGCUUAGUGCUGGACACGACGCUCUUGACUGGGUCGAAUGCGUUGGGGUUAUGGAUCACCAUAUCCGCCGGCAUAUGCUCCAAUCUUGGCGUACAGUUGCAGAAACAUGCCCAUCAAGCACGCCGUCCUCGUCUUGGCAAGGAGAACAACAGCGUCGGCAUGUAUUUCGCCCAGAAGCAAUGGAUCGUGGGCAUGGCACUGGUGCUCGUCGGCUCCAUCGGCGACUUUGAAGCCUUGAGCUUUGCGACGCAGUCGUUGGUGGCCACCGUCGGCGGCGGCACCACCGUCGUGACCAACGUGUUGUUUUCUACGAUUUGGCACGGCGAGCAUUUCACCAUUCGAGACGCGUACGGGACGUUUUGUAUCCUCCUCGGCGUCCUCUUGAUCGCCUUGUGUUCCCCCCAAGACGAGCAAUACAACGUCGAACAGCUAGUGUACAAGUUUCAAAGCCCGUCCGUAGUAGCCUACCUGGCGCUGGUAGCGGCGCUGCUGUACGUAUUGCAUGCCAUUGUUCAAGGCAGCAACGACAGUGACGACAUCCACAUCAUCGCCUUUCCCAGUGCAAUAAACGCGUGUCGUCAAACAAGUGCGCGCCUUCGCCGGUUUAUACCCGUGGACACUGGGAGCAUGAUGAUGGCCAGUCAAGAAUCGAUCCAACCGGUCGUGUAUGCGAUUAUGUCUGGAAUCAUGGGUUCGUUGUCUAUGCUAUUGGGCAAGUGUGCAUCCGAGAUGCUCCAGACUACCUUUCAAGGGUCGAGCCAGUUCAACCAUCCCGUGACUUAUUUGUUCUUUACGGGCAUGGUGGCCACAAUUGGCCUGCAAGUUCACUGGUUCAAUCAGUCGCUUAUGCGUGGGGACAUGGCGAUCGUGUUUCCCGUGUUUCAAGUGUUUUGGAUUGGGUUUGGCGUUGUCGGGGGCAUGGUGCUGUAUGGGGACCUGGCGCGACUCGAGUUUUUCCAAGGCGUGUCGUUUGUGCUCGCGUUUUGGUGCAUUCUCAUUGGAGUGUACAACUUGGCCCAGCAUGAAUCGCAAGGAGUGGACGCAUCACCAUCUCCCAAUCUCGUCCGCCCGCCGAACCUGCCGCCAUCCAUCGGUAGCACCGCGGCAAACUCGUACCUCGUUGACGCCUACCAAACGCUGCUCGAGUCGCAUGAAUCGCAGCAAAUGGUGGACAACUGUGACGAGCUUGGAAAGAUGGAGGCUGAGAAUCCAAACACGUAUCGUCCACCAGCGCUUUUGCGCACACUGUAACGAUUAUUUGUCCUUUUCGAUGAUAUGUGGACUUGGCUGCAGCACCGACUUAUGUUAGAUUGUACCUUCCUGCUUGAAUGUACUAAUAGUAUACUAGUAUAUUGGAUAUAUACAUAUUUGUUAACCAUGGACGUGCUGAUGGGGGGGGUAUACGGAUCGUUGAUUGGUUCAAAUAACUUCUCCCACGUGUAAUAAUCAUUUGAUAUUGUCAAUGAUAUCGAAAUUGGAGAGUUUGGG